Molecule: messenger RNA, 1614 nt
Organism: Eremothecium gossypii ATCC 10895
Lineage: Eukaryota; Fungi; Ascomycota; Saccharomycetes; Saccharomycetales; Saccharomycetaceae
Gene: ALG12
Product: dolichyl-P-Man:Man(7)GlcNAc(2)-PP-dolichol alpha-1,6-mannosyltransferase
Exons: 1
Coding region: 1-1614 (537 amino acids)
Biological process (GO): protein N-linked glycosylation
Cellular component (GO): endoplasmic reticulum membrane
Molecular function (GO): alpha-1,6-mannosyltransferase activity
Source: RefSeq, marked provisional
AUGAUAUUACUGUUGGAUGGCGCAGAGUUGAUCCUGCUGGCAGUUCUGACGCACCUUGCAUAUUCGCCAUACACUAAGGUCGAGGAAUCGUUCACUAUACAGGCUGUCCAUGACAUUCUGAAGUAUGGGAUAAGCGGCAUAUCCGAGUAUGAUCACCAGGCGUUUCCCGGCGCGGUGCCAAGGACGUUUGUUGGAGCGCUGAUCAUUGCUGGCAUUCUGAAACCACUCAGCUGGCUGUUCGGGCUACAGGGGGGCAACGAAGUUUCUAGCAUCACCGGGAUAGCUAUGCAGAAAUGGGCACGCGCAAUUGUUGGCUGUUUGAAUGUCUUGGCCCUGUUUCGGAUGAAACGCGUGGUUGAGCGCAAGUUAACAGCGAACGAUGAGCCCAAGAAACGCAACCCGCUACGCCACACGGGCUACUGGUUCGUGGUGUUCCUGUCGGCACAGUUCCACCUGAUGUUCUACGCCUCGCGGCCAUUGCCGAACUUCGUGGUCUGUUUACCAUUGGCGGUCACAGCUCUGUCGCUCGCGAUCGAGGAACGCUACUGCUUCUCGAUCGGGCUGUUGUCGUUUACCGCAGUCGUGUUCCGCUUGGAAUUAGGUGCGAUGUGCAUUGGGCUGGCGCUUGCAGCGCUGGUAGCCAGAAAAGUGUCCGUUAUGGAGAUUAUACGCUUUGGCAUUAUAGGGUCUGGUGUGGGACUAGGCCUUUCGGCAACCAUAGAUUCGUACUUCUGGGGACGCUCAUGCGUCCCGGAGAUGGAUGCAUUUGUUUUUAACGUGAUUGGUGGCCAGUCUGCGAAGUGGGGCACAGAGCCACUACUGGCGUAUUUUACACGCUACUUACCGAGGCUCUUCUUUCCACCCAUGGUGACCGUAUUCUGCAUCGCCGGGGUGAGGAUAGCUAGUACCCCAUUCCGCAUAGUGUUUGCUGCGAGUUUGAUACACAUUAUGCUUCUCUCGCUGCAGCCCCAUAAGGAAUGGCGAUUCAUCAUAUACUCUGUCCCAGCAAUUACCUUGCUCGGCAGUAUGGGCGCAGCGUACCUCUUCUCCCUCGCAAAUUGGAGACAAGCCAAUGGCUUUUCUAUGCGGAUCCUGAUUUUGAUUUCGCCAUUGCUGAUGUUAAUGCACUCAGUGCUGAUGUCCUAUAUAUCCAGCAUGAAUUAUCCUGGUGGAUAUGCGCUAUCUGCAUUCAACAAAUAUGUGCUGGACAAUAAUAUCUCGAAUGCGACCGUCCACCUAGAUGUCUUCACUUGUAUGACGGGUGCAACGCUGUUUGGACAGCUGCCGGACUCCUACGGGAUCAUAUAUGACAAGACUGAAGGUGAUGAAUUAUUGGACGCAUGGUCAUCGUUCGAUUAUGUCAUUACAACUGAUCCCAACAGCUCACUGCCUCCUGUUACAGGCUACAAAUGGGAGCGCAUCCAAACUACUGAGGCCUUUGACCGCUUCGACCUUAAAACUAUACCGGAAAUAAUCAACUCAGAAGUUGCUAAGGGAUUCCCUAUCUUAAAAGAUGCAAUACUCUCUGCAGACCUGCAACCUGUGAAGGCUGCGUUCACAGAUGUGAUCAGGUGCAGGGAUUCAGUGUAUACAUAUAAAAGAGUUGAGAAUUAA